Porites lobata is the source of this 14124-nucleotide messenger RNA. The record is from the annotation of a GenBank genome assembly. NCBI's taxonomy places the organism in Eukaryota, Metazoa, Cnidaria, Anthozoa, Scleractinia, Poritidae.
CGCUUCUAUCCUCUCUACGUUGCGCUUUGGUUGGUACGGUCUGCUCGGAAAUUGUAAGACAGAAAGAGGGCUCAAAAUCUGAUUUCUUUAUUGUUUCGAACUAGCCUGAUACUGCUUUCAGACGUCCGAAGUCGGUCGAACGGGCGACAACGUGUUGACCGUCACAAUGCAAGGUGUCUUUAUGAAGAAAGACUCCGAGUCGGUGGAAGUGCUGAAGGAGAAAUCGUCCUCUGAGAAAGAAGUGGAAGAAAAAUGGACAGCGAUCGCGUUCAGUAACAAGAGAAAGCUCGCAGUUAUCCCCGUCUGGCUUUGGGUAGUUUUAGUAUUUGCGUUCCUGCUUUUUGUGGCUGGAUUAGUCUGUGUGAUUCUAGGUGCAACAAAAUCAACAACAACGUCCUGUGUCACGACGACUGCAGAACCUGGGAAGUCUGCUGGAGCGGCUCAAAUGUGCCUGUAUUCCGAAGAAGCAAAGCGAGCAAAACUGCGCCAGUUUUUAAAGCAAGUGCAGACCGAGUACUAUGCUCUGAAUCCGAACAGCGUGGCUUGGCAACCAGAUAUUGAAGAACCUGAUGAGCAUGUAAAGCAAAGGUACUGUAGCUUGAGUAAUUUAAAACUUAAUAGAGAUUACUAAUGUUUGUGUAAGCUUAAAUUAAAAUAAUACAAAAAUUUGUUCACGCUGCGCGCCCUAGCUUUUGGAUGUACUCUUGAUGAGUCCGUGUAUUUCCUUACUGUUCCUUCUUUAACCACGGCUUAAUUAAGAGGUAAUUGUUACGGAGAAAACCUGGAUGACACUUGUCUGCUAUUCAUUAAUAUGUUCAAAGAACAAUGAGACGAUUAGAGGGGAGGGCGACUUUAAUUUAUGCAGUGAAAAACUAUACUUCCCUGUACAAGGCCAAGUCGCUGCUCCACGCUAUACUGUGAUUUAAGAAGGUUAGGUGGAAGAAGCCCAGUGGAGUUCACUGCUCCUGUUGGGUUACGCAACAGAGUUUUAUAUAAGGACGCUCCUACCUCUUUCCUAUACAUGAUCUGUUGACAAAUGGUACCGCUUUCACAUACCUAGUUAAGAACAGUGCAUCUACUUUGACUGCUCUAAAUGCAUUGCAUGUCUUUUAAAGAUGAAUAACUCACAUAUCCAGGAAGUAUUCUUGUCUUUUUCACAGCCAUAAAAUGCGUCUGUUAGUCCUUUUGGGUCCUUUUACAGACUGAAAUGGCAGAUUUCUCCAUCCAUUUAUAUAUUUCAACUAAUAAAUCCCUACCGUUUUGUAUACCUGUAGGCUGCAAAAGGUCCCCAUUUCAGGCUGGGGCUUCCAUGUAUGGGCUAUGAUAGGGAGUACUCUGGGGGGGGGCGGGUGCUGGGGGUCUGAUAGUGGGAAGGUAAAAAGAUGAAAAUAAAUAUGACCUGAAAAGUUUGUCAGAAAGGUAUGUCAGUAAAUAGGUUAAAGCAGAGGGGGGUCAAAGACUGGCACACAAUAAUGCCUUUUAUUGCACUAGCUUGCCCAUGUCUCCUCUAGGUAAUGCCUCGUUAUUAAAACACGAUUAAGUUUGUUCUCAAAGUUAAUCCAUAAUUUUAUCUGUACUUUACUGCACUUCAGCAACAUAUGGCAAAUUUAAGUAAUGUUCAGGUUUUUUUCACUUCCAUCCUUCAACGUAAUGGACCUCUCUGGAAAAAAGGAAAGUUUGCCCUCAGUUGGUCCAAAAAGUCAUGUCUGUUGGUUUUGAUAAAAAAAAUCAAUCCAUUUUGUUUUUAUAUUUUGCAAGGAUCAUUGGUAGGCACCUCACCUCACGUAACAAAUGGGUAAAUUUUUGACAUACAUGUUAUUGAAAAGAUUAGCAAUAUUAUUUUAAUGGUACUGGACUUUUUCAAUGUAGCAGUGGACCAGGCUUUUUCAUUAUCCCUAACAUCUUUUAGAAUUGUUGUGGAUGAGGAAUUAGUUGUCCCUUUUAGCAAUAUUUUGUUGACAAUUAGUUUCAUUUAUUGCAGUUUUAUUCUAAAUUACUAUUGGAUGAAAGUCAGUGACCAUAUACAGGUCGCUAUCUCAUGCGUAGACAUUGAUUAUAUUAUUUUUUAUGUGGGAACCAAUGUAGGUUCAUUUUGUUGAUUGACAGUUUGAUUUAAGUGCAUCAGAGUGACCAUGCAAGGCUGAUUUUGUAGGAAAAUUUAGUUCUGGCAGUUUCUUUGGUGUAUACUAGAACUUGAUCCAUUCCUUAAAACAUGGUUUUAAAGUUCAUUUUUUUUGUGCAUCUCACUGAAGUACAACUAUAAUUGAUACCUUUUCUCCCCUGUAGCUUCUUGAAAUCAUCCUUAGAAUUCCUCAUUUUAGGGGUUUUGCAUCUGGUCAAUUUAACAGGAGCCAUUUUUGUUGUUAAAAUGUUGCUUUCAAUUGAAAACUUCAGUUUUAUUUAAUGAAAAUCCUUAUAUCCUACUUCAUUAGAGUAUAAUCAGGAAUUUUUCUUUUUUGGGGUGGAUUCUAGGAGGACUCAGGGUCAUGCUAUGAUAUUUUUAGCCUCAAGUUGGACAUUAACUUAAAGGCGGGGCUUAUUUGAAAAAGGGCUAUAGUUAUCUUGAGCAGUAUAUACCUGCCAAGUGUCAUGCCUAAGGUGAGAUUGUCACGCCUGUGGAUUGAAAACUUCGAUCUCGACCUACUCAUGCCUGUGUUCAAAUUUCUCACGCCUGGUAGAAAAGUUCGAACCAUUACAGCAUUAACUUACACAUUUUUGAAAAAUGUAUUAAUAAUUUAAAGAAACUGGAACCAAUGAGAGAAAAGUCCAGGUGAAUGAUUGACUUUCUCUGAAUUCUCAUAUUUUAGUAGGGAAAGUCACUGGAGAUAGGGUCGCGUUCUUGUGUUUGUGUUAGACGGAACUCUUCGGAACAGAACGUCUUCGGACAACUUCGGAUAUUAUCGGAACCCUUCAAAAAAUCCUGGCACUCUCAGGAGGAAAAUGUCAUGCCUAUAAAUUAAAAAAAAGUUGGCAGGUAUAGCAAUACAAUAAGUGUUAAGCCCCUGGUUCUCUUUAAAAUAAAACUCAUUUUCACAAGACAGGUCUUGCACUUGGCUUCAUCUUGAAAGUGAGGGUCUUGGAGCCCAGAAAUGGCCUAUUUUUGAUGGAAUAAAAGUUAAUACAUUUUUUUCCAUCACAAAAGGAGGAAAAUUCCCAAAAAACUGUCAGUUCGCACUGAUUAAUUUGUUGUUUGAUUUCAGGUACUUCCCUUAUAACCCAGAUCCAGCACAACUGAAGAAGAAAACAGACAGAGCCUUAGAGCUACUUAAACAAAUAACAAGUAUUAAGAUUGACGAAAACAAAAUGAAGCCAAGAGAAGUGAAAGCCCUUGUUCAGGUAUUGGGUGUGUUUUAUAAAUUAGCUGAGAGACUGAAGGACUGUUUGUCCUUAUUUUAUGUCAAAUUGCUCACCCCUUCCCUGCCUGAUACAAAGUUCCAUGAGUUUUUGAUAUGUUUGAUUUAAUGGAGUAAUCAUCCCCUAAAAUCAUUUGCAAUGGCUACAAUAUGUGCUCAUUAAAUAGUUUAAACAUACAGCUUAAAUGUUUAAGGUAAAAACAGUUGCAGGUCGAAAUGAAAUCCAUGCAGGUUAAAACUGUUUCAAAAUACUUUUUUUUAAUUUACUUACAGUAUUUAUUUAUUUAUUAUUAUUUUUUUGCUUUACCUUUGGAGAUAUUAGCAUUAGUUUGAUGCUAUUUUUUGAAAUUGAAAGUAAAAUAAAGUUUUUGAUUUGAUUUGAUUUGAUUUGAUUCCUCAGUGUCCUGUCUCUUGGGUCUAAAAUAGUCAUUGUUACUACAAUGGAAACUGAGAACCCGUCUCGGUCAAAACGUACCAUUUUAACCUAAAUUUCAUGUUGACUCACAACAUCAUACACUGUCACAAGUUAUGGUAGUCAAUUUUCUGAGUCAUUAAGGGACUUGAUUUAUGACCUCCAUUUUAGAAACCAAAGGUGCCAAAUUGAAUUUUGUCUCAUAAUUCUCCUCCGUUUUGAGUACUUGUCACAUGAUACUAUUAUUUUGUUUUUCAGCUUUCUGCAAAGAAAUUUGUAUUUUUUGUUUAUUUUGACUUAAGACAUUGACUUAAGGCGCAUAUCUAGGAUACAUACUGACAGAUUUUCUGAAUGAGCGCCGAAGGUGCAAGCCUCUAGGGGGUCCAGGGCAUGCUCUUCCUUGGGAAAUGUUUUGGAUUUAAAUUGCUCAAAGUCCCCUUUCCUUGGUUUCUGAGUCAUUCAGACAGGAUAUUGGCCAGUCUUCGACUUGGAAAGUUUUAUUUUUAUUAAAAUAAAUUAUUUUAUUUAUUAAAAUCUGACUGAUUUUCAUAAAACGGUGGAAACUGGUGUGGAUCUGCGCCUGCUGGCUAGAUUUUCAGCCUCCUCACAUGCUGCAUGCUCAUCAUUUUUGUCUUUUCUUCUUAAAGGUGAAGCAUUUUCUACAGCAUACAUUUGGUGUUCCAUAUGCUGAAAAUUACUAUGCAGGAGACUGGAUGUUAGGUCCCGACUUAUUUUGCUGGCAGCCUAUUUGUUCUCUUGCUUGGGAUAUCAAUACCUUUGCUUUUCAUGUAAAACCUAAGACCUAUGAUGAUGUCCAGUUGGUGAUUGACACCAUCAGGAAACACAAGACACCAAUUGACCGUUACAGGUACUCAAUUUAGGUGACACAUUUUUUUACACUUAAGAUCUCACUAUUAAUAAUUAGUAGUGACAGGAGACAAUUAUUGUCUCUGGACAAAGUUUUUAUAUUUUGUUGACAUGUUCUCUACAAUUUUUACUGCUUGAGUUCCACUGUGAAGCAGAGCCGGUGGAAUUCCAGGUUCAUGUAGCUAGUCUAGACUUUCUUAAAGCCUGUUUCCGGUUUCUGCUGGUUAGGUGGUCAGCCGGGAAACGGAUGUUUUCUCGCCUGCAGCGCGCUAUUUUUGACUGGCCAGUUUUCUGGCGAGCGGUGUGACGAGGGUGUUCGGGAUACCCAAUCAGGAAAAACUCUUGAUCUUGUUGCGUUCGUACUCGGGAAACUUGAUCCAAGCGAAUCCUUGGCUUGGCACUCACUUCGCUUUGAAGUGAAGGAAGCGUAGGAAAUGAACGCACACGAAGCGGUUAACUCCGGCCGGUGUAAGGAAACUUAGCUUCAAAGAAAUUAGAGAGAAUCAGAGGACAGUGGUAGAGGGUAGGUUAGUGGUGGAGAUUUUUUUAUGGUUGGGUCGACAGGCUCAGAGAGAAGCCUAACAUUUCACAUCGCCUGCCAUACGGACUUUGCUGUUGAUUUCACCGAGGGAAUAGGUUGAGCAAUGAUGCUAGUUUCCUUGAAUACGAGGGCUUUUCGUUCGCUGCGAAAUUGAUCGUUAGGGUCUUAAAUUUACCUUUUGACCGAUUCGAUGGAGCCACUACCCUGGGUGCCAGAGGAUUUUUCUCGCGUGUGACGAGGAGCUUCGUCGGCCACAGGCCGACACGUCUUCGGCCUUUGGCAGAAGACACGAGCGGGGAAGCCGCUUUUUAAGACUUGACCGAAACCGGAAACCGCGCAUGAAAAGCCUCUGGCACCCAGGGUAUGGAGCCACAUACCAGUCUGCGAACGGACCUCUGCCUGUGCCAGCCUGUCUUUCGACGAGGUAUUAAAAAUUGCUCUCUUAUCCAAAGGACCUUAGUUUUUCACCAUGUUUUUGUUGCUUCUGGCACAGUUUCCACAAAUAACUUCAGUCGAACAGCUUUCCUUUCUAUGCGCAGCUUCGCGCCGACGAGGAUUUCUAAGUUUAGGCGAGCUGGUGACUUAGCGUGGUCCGCAAGAAACCUUCGGUGAAAACUCGAAUUUCAAAGACUUUCUACACUCAAGAUACAAGUUACUUCUUUCGAUUUAGGACAAAGACUGACCCGGGAAACGGUUUUGUUUCUGGGCAGGUCAUAUUUAUUUAUCUCGGUGUUCAGACCAUCUAGUCAUAUGAGAACUGUUCAUCCUUCGGGCUGUCAUACGGCUGUUAAACCAUUUUUUCGCGCCAACAUUAUGAAAAUUAAGCUCAAUCUUCUGCAGACGGAACAGGGCGUCUCUCGACUUACCUCGCUCGCUUCGGGAGCGUCCCUCGCGCCUUCGGCGCUCACGCAGUCAAUUUUGGUAAGCCUAGUAGCUGGUCAAAUGAAUUGGUUUAACUGGUGACACCUUUCAUGAAAAUUGUGCAAACCAAUAGAAAUGUGGUGAUGGUGGAAAACUAUAUAAAUGAGGUGGAGGUGAUUGCUUUAACUGGUUUGCGCCUUUAAUGAAACUUUUGACGAACAGCAGAAAUGUGAUGAUGGUGGUGAAGGGAAAACAAUAGAAAUUUGGUGAUGGUUGUGGUGGUGGUGGUAAAGGCAAGAAGGGGGAGGGGUAAGUAGAGAAUUGUGUUUCGUGGUAGAAAGAGCUAGUUUGCCUUCGCCCUCAUUAAUAUGCAUGAAUUGUGCACCAGGAAUCAGUGAACCGGAACUGGAACAAUUGUCUCCUGUACUUAUAGACAAUGAAAGCCGCAGGAAAUAACGUUAUCACAGCAAGUUAGCCCUUAAUUCUUUGACAACAUGGAUCAACAAAUUACUAUCAAACUCAGAAAACCGUGAACGUUGAAAUAACCCAGAAAUCCUGUCAAAUCAGUUAUGUCAUAAACGUAAAUCUAUUAUUUUGCAAGGUAAAGAGAUUUCACUGUAAAAAAGGGAAAUUUGGUCCCUUCUAUACUACUUGUGACAGUUGUCGUACUCUGCCAUAAGCCCUGCAUGCUGUAUCAGUGGCAUGAAUAUUCACGUGCGCUAAUUCAUUUGCAAAUUAAUCUUGUGUAAAGUUUUGUUCCGGUCCGAUAACAGUCUUAGUUGGCAGACAUUUUCUGAUGACGGACGUUUAUUUGCAGCUUUGAUUAUUGCCAUUUUUAUUCUAUUUCCAGACAAAAUGUUCAACUUGGUGUGAAAUCAGGGAUGAUUCGCACAGAGAUUGACUGCCAGGCCGGUGUAGAUGCCCUGAAAGAGUCUUACAGACAGCUUUCCUUAUCUGGUGAGGCUGCUGGCAUUGUUGCUGAAUGGUUUGCUAAAAGCUAUUUGAAAACCGACUACUUAGCUAAAAUUGCCAGUGGAGUGGAUGACAAGUGGACCAAGGCCCAUAAUGGGGAGAAUGUAAAUGCAUCAAUAGUCAAGGCAUUAGAAGAAGGUAUUGGCCAGCCGCUGUUGGACUUGAUCAACUACCUUGAUAAUGAACACAAAAGUCACUGUCUCCCAAAUGACUUGGCGAGUGGUUUGGCGAACCUGCCUGUGGAUUUCGUGUAUAUUAAUGGCACACCAGAUAUAAACCAACCAACGAACAAGACCCUGCCCACUGGGGAACGACUGAAUGGUACCGAAAGCUACAAGUUGAUUCUUUCCUACUUCACCACAACUGACAUUUCACCUGAGGAAAUUUUUGAUGAAGGCAAGAAGCAACUGAAGUUUUUCUAUGAUCAGGUAAGCCUUUUCUUUAAAAAACUGGAAUAGAUUUGCAGAUAGGUUGGGUAGGUAUAAGGAUGGCGCCACCGUUUUUUGGGGCCUGUUUACCUGGAGAUGGGGGACCCCGGAUAGGAUAAUAUGCGGCGGGUCACCCCACCUAUCAUGUAAACGUGAUGAAAUUAAAAUGAGAGAUUAUGUGGACAGGCGGGUUACCCACCAAAGCGGGUUACCUCACCUACCUUGGGUUCCCCACCUCCAUGUAAACAGGCCCUUAGUUUGAGUAAGCAAGCCAUCUGGGAGCAUUGACCAGCUCCCAGUUGGUCCCAGUCCCAGUGUCGCAGGGGCCAGGGGUCGAAUCCCGGCAGGCCUGAGUUUUUUUUUCAGGCUUUUUUUUCGCAACUGCAUAAGCUGCGUCUUUAACUAGGAUGAUCUUAUUUACAUAUAUUUAUUGCAACUCUCUUUCUUUGUCAAAUGUAGGCGUGAUUACCCUGCGAACAGAGGUUUCUCUCUUGCAUAGCAUUUAGCGUUUACGAAGUCGUUCGCAUCGCCUGUCAGUCGCGUAGUUGGUUUGGUUUACUGGGGGGUAUAAAACAAACCAACUACGCGACUGAUAAGCGAUGCGGACGACUUCCUAAACGCUGAAUGCCAUGCAAGAUGGAAACCUCUGCUCGCAGGGUAAGGCGUGAUACUCGUUUACAGUUUUUUUACUAAUUAAACCUGACGUUCUUGUUUACGUUCUCAUUACCGUUGUCGGAUCUUAAGGGUACCAAGGUCGUCGUAUUUAUUUAAGCUCCCUAAUAAUAAAAGACUCAUACCCAUUUGCUGUUUACAUGAUGGUGUUUUGGGUAGCUUGCAGUGCAGGCGUAUUUUUGGUGGGCGAAACAUUGUUCGUGUUCGUAAUAUUGUUAUAGCCGCCAUCUUUGAUUUUAAGACAGUGGAAGAUUGGGGAGAGUGGAAAUAUUCCUCUUCUCUUCGGAAAGUUUCAACAUGGCGCUUUCGCGAGCAAAAACAUUUGCCCGCCCGAAGAAAACGCCUGCACUGCAGGCUAUGUUUUGGGUUGAGAGAAGAUUGGGGUUAGGUUGAGGUGCGUGGGGUGUCAUGGGAAGGGACGAAGAACAGUAGCUAUAUUUUCUCCUCGCCCCUUCUUACGAGUCCCCGCGCGCCUCAACGUAACUCCAGUGUUCUCCCAUCCCCAAAACACAAAUGGCGACGGAGUAAGAGUCUUACAAUAAUUCGUAAGCUUUGGUUACAGGUUAUAGAUAUUGCCAAGAAGUACACAAACAAAUCGGAUGAGACAGAAGCGGUUCAAGCUUUCCGUAAGAUCUUGGACUCCCGCAGCAUGUGGCAUAAUAAUGGCUCUUUUCCGGUAAAUGAAUCAAACGAAUACGCAUACAAGACGUGUGUUGAUCCUGAAACAGCAGCAAAGUACUGCCCUGUCAGAUGGAAAGCUGUUAACAAGUAGGUGUAGAUUUAUAAUCUUUAAACCACAUGGUAGCCUGCGAGCAAGCCUUUUGUUUGGGGGAUAUGCUUGCGCGUUCCUUCUCGUGGCUCUCUUGUGCGCGCUCUUUCGGUCGCUCGCUUGCGCGUUCUUUCGUGCAACUCGCUCGCCUGUUCUCUCUCGCGGCUUGCUUGCGCGCUCUUUCUUGUAGCUCGCUUCUGCGUUCUCUCGCGUGGCUCGUUUGUGCAUUCUCUCUCGCUGCUCGAAAACGGAAAUGGGAGGCUUGCACGCAUGCGAAUCACCUUCAUGUGUUAAAAUCAACCCAACAGGCCACGGUUAUUGAAACGUUAUUUGAAUAAGUGUCAUCAAUUAGUUGAGGUCCAACCCAUCACCCUUGUAUAUGCCAUUUUAACAGAAAAGCUGCCCCUUUCGUAUGAUCUUCCAUUGGCAAAUGGAAGAUCCUUAGUCUGUCAUAUACCUAAAGCCUAAAAAAGAUACCCUUUUCGGGCGCAGCCUCCCCGUAUAGGCCAUCAUAAGAAGCCACCCCCAGGCUUAGUGGGUCACGUACAAGUUUAUCGGUUCUUGAAACUUUAAAGUGUUACCCUCUCAACGGAAAGAAAUUUUGUUUGUUGUUUGUUUUUUUCUAUUACAUAAAUUUGUUCAAGUUUAAUGUUAUCUUAAUUGUAGAUGGGCACAGUACUGCCGUCAAGUGAUGGGUAUGCUCUAUCCCAAAAUAACAAACGUCUUCUAUUUCACUGGAUCAAAGGUCACUGCUCCCAACUGCCCCAUUGAGAUGCUUCCUCAUUAUAAUCCUUCCAAUGGCGCCCAGUUUUUCAGGAGCUCUGAUGCAGCUUGUUCUUCACCGGCAUACUUUGGACUCCCGUUUUUUCUUAAAGAUUUUGGUCCAAUUUUCCAAGAGUGGUCUGUCACUGGUCACGAAUCCAGGCCAGGCCAUCAUACUCAGGUUCAAGGUAGGCGCCGCGCAUGCCAUUCAGUUUUGAAACUCUCUUUGGGUAUUUCCCACGAAAUCGAAGUCGCGACGAUCGUUACUGCAGAAACGACGAUCUUAGUUAUUAAAGCGACGAUCGCAUAGCCAUUUCGAUCAAAUUUGACAACUUUAGAGUCGUGCGAUGACGGCAAAGAAAUCUGCCAAAAAGUGUGCGACACGUUCAGAGUUUUAAGUUUUAGCUUUUUCGUGUUUUCUCGUUUCCGUCGUCGUUGUUGUGGUUUCUAGAGCUCGCUGUUAACGUCAAUGCCACGCAAAACAAUUCUUGAUCUGCGGCGAUUUCGUUGAAAAAACCGACGAUUUGUUGGAAACGCGCAAUAGGAACGACGUCCGCAGGUAUCCUAAGGUAAGCUUUUUCUCUCAAGGAGUUAGGCUACGCCCAUAGUGAGGUGUUUCGUUUCAAAUUGUCCAUUCGUAAAAGUGGGUCAAAUAGUUUUCACUUGCCAACGGUAGUAAUACAGAAAUGUAAGUUGUACUAACGUAAAAGUCUGUAACCUUGAAAUUGUACGAUAUUAAAAUUAUCACUCGGCUGAAACCCGCUAUUCAGCAGUGCUUUUACUAACUAUUUGCACGAACUAUUUAUUUAGUUCGAAGUUCUAGCUUGUGAGCCUGUGAACGCAAUCUAAUGGUGUGACCAUUCUAAUGAAAUCUCUCCAGCAGUACUUUCACAUAGUACUUCAUUGUAUUUAUUUAGUACGUAGUACUAUCUUUCGAGUCGGUGGACGAAAGCCUUCUGUUUCUGUGACCAUUCUGGUGAAAACUCUUCAGCAGUUGUUUUAGUCUCUUAAAGGUAACUCCUUCCUUUGGUGCUUUUGCAUGGCAGCAUUUGCUUGUCAGUACAUGUAUUAAAGACAUGGAAAUUUUAAUUUUUCUUGCUUUUUGCCUUUGGCACUUUUAUGAGAGAGAGAGAUGACAGUUACAGUGCAAAAUGUGUUUGUUAUAACGAGGGUAUGUUAUAUCGGGCUGUUGUCCCAUGCAUUUUACUAUAGUUGGAGAGAUAAAAAUCAUUCCCUAUGUACUACUACCCCCUGUUGGCCCCGGAUGCAACCCAGAUAUAACAGAUAACAGGAAAUUGUAUUCAUUAAAAUGAGGAUUCGUUACAUCUGGAUAUUACCAUACUGUGGAAUCCUGGUGUUUCGAACCACCUUGGAAAAAGCAAAGUGGUUGGAAUGAUAGUGUUAAACUGGCGAAGGGAAUUUAGGUUUGGUCCCAAUCAUCGAGAAAUCGGGAUUUUUCUGUAUUAAUUUUACUGUAACUGAGACGAGGAUAAUCAUUCGUUGUACCGGGGUAAUACGUUACAUAGUGGGUUUAUGAUAUCGAUUUCCUACUGUAAACCGUUUUGAUAUUUUGCCCGCAGGUCACAUAGAGCAUUUUGCUGACAAGUGUGGUGGUGUUCCCGCCUGGCUAGACAAGAACACAUACUAUACGGCAUUUACCGAGGGAUGGGGUCUGUACAGUGAAAACCCAAUACUAUCUGAUGACACAGAUACUUAUAAAGAUAACCUUCUGCAGAAGUAUGGUAUGCUGAAGUGGCAGGUCAGUCAGUCAGAAGUAAACAGAGACCUUUAGAUUCUAAGAUGUGAACGACUGCGAGAGCGAGAUUUUAGUGAACUUAAACAAAGACGUUUUUGAGUGACGCACAUCAACCGGAAGUGGCCUUUUUACAUUUUUGAGCGGUAUUUUUGCUCAAUUUUUUGGACAAAUCGUCCGUCUAUAAUAAGAAAGAGACUGAGAAAUACAAAUUUAGUAUUGUCAAUUUAUUUAAAAAUAAAAAAUAUCUCACUUCCGGUUGACUUGCGUCGCUUAGAAACGCCUUUGUUUAAGCUCCUAUUUGUCAAUACUAAAUCUUUGUUCACACGGUACCGGACGCGGUUGAAAAUUCGUAGGUUUAGGUGUUGCGUUCACACGGAACCACCUUCACCGUACGAAAAUUUGGACGCUUAGCCGUUCAAAGUUUGUGUGAACAGAGCGAAAAUAUUGAAAGAUCCGGUAUGAACGAAGUGUCCGUUGCCGUUUGAAUGUAGCUUAAGUGGUGCGCGCGUGAACCAGUGUUAUUUUGGCGGGAAAACAUGAUAGCCGUCGUCAUUCUACUACGAGUUUUAGCGGGAAUGUCGUAGUGGCGGGAACAAGUUAUCAAAUGCUAGAAAAGUUUUAUCAUUUUGCGAUCGGGAGAAAGCUGUAACGUCCUUCAAACACAUAACCCUGCUAAUUAUUCUGGUGAAUAAAAGUACAGUGAAGCUUUCCGGGGUGCCUUUUCUGGAAUCUUUCUGUAAAUGGUAAACCAGCUUUUUUAUCACGUGCACAGACUUGGCGUGCUGUACGGCUGAUAGUGGACACAGGAUUGCACUCACGUGGCUUAAACAGGUAAGCUUUAUUUAAGCUUGAAUCGCCGAUUCAGUUUCUUAAAAUCGAGAAGAAUCUUUAACCCUGGCACUCACGCUGUUGAAGAAGGUUGAGAAUCUUUGCGCUAUGCCAGCGGAAGCUGAAGCCUCUAGCAUAUCCUUAAAAAUAAACCGGCAUUCAUGGUCAAGAGUUUGAGCUACUAGCAAAGAGCAUCUAGUUCUUUAGAUUUGGCUUCGAGUAAUAGACGCGCAUUCUUGUGCGGUAGACGUGUUGGGUGUGAAAAAGGAAGAAGUAUACGAUUCUAUCAGUAUUUUAUACUGUCAAGUGCCGCCCUCGAAAAAUAAAGUUGAAAGUACACCACUUUAUGACCCAUGGUCUCAUUGGUGUAAUAAGAAUUGGUGGUGGUGGUGGUGGUGAUGUAACCAGGACGACGGUGACGGCUACGAAAACGUCACUUAAAAAGUGAAUUGAUCGCACUGCUUCAAACUUUGUCGCGCUUAUUCCAUCUCGUCUGAUACGUCAAAUGUUGGCAAAUUUUGUCGAAGUUGAAUACUAAAGGACUGUAUCAAAGUCGAGGAAAAGAUAAAGAAAGUUGUUAUCUUGUGUUCGCUUCCUCGACAAAGUAAAAUUAGGUACUUUCACGUUGUAUUAGUGCAACGACUGCAAAGAAAUGUACAAAGAACGAGAGCGUGAUGCUCGUGCAAAGUUGUUGUUUUGUUAAUCUAAACCAAUUUCCUUUUUGCCGUUCUCGUUGCCGUCGCCGUCGUCGUUGCUUAAGCUCCCUUAUGUUGAUAAUGAUGAUAAUAUCGCAAACCGAUCCUUAGGUGCUCCUUGUUUCCUCGGCAAAAAUGUUAAAGAGAGCUACAACAAGUUGCAAAAGUACUUGAGACACUGUACCGUAUUUUGGCUUAAAUGGCCUGUCCAUGAUCUUGUGCCUGUGAACCCCCCUCCACCCCAAAGUUGCUAGCAAUACAAGACCAUACUCAAAACUUGGAGGAACAACUUUGAAUGGGAGGGAGGAGGGAGGUCAGUAUUAUAUUUUACAGACCUGUCACCAGGAGCGAUUUGAAGCAAGAAAGGUCGUUUUUCCGUGGGAGUGCCUCAUCAUUUUUGCAACUGGUUGUAGCUUGAAGAGGAUGUCAGAGAAGGCUUGUGACUGUGAAGUAGACAACAUAUGGAUGUGCGUAGAUAUUAAUUUCCGAAGACCUAUCUGCACUGUUUCUUUUUUCGAUACCGCUCUUACACGGAAAACAAGCUCAUAGCAAAUUAAUCUUAUAGUAAAAUUGCUAUUUCCGUUAUUUUUACUUAGGACUCAUGCACUGAGUUUAUUUGAGCAGUAUGCUUGGGACACAUCAGACUUUGCAGUUAAAGAGGUAACUCGAUACCAGAGCGACCCAGGACAAGCAACCGCGUACAUGCUAGGGAGACUGGCGUUAAUAGAAUUACGCAACAAGACCAAGAAUGCAUUGAAAGAUAAAUUUAGCCUUCAGGACUUUCAUUACCAGGUGCUAAGCCAAGGUUCCGCCCCACUCUCCUUCCUACAGAGUCAUAUUAAUAGGUACAUCAAAUGCAUGACCGGGGCACUUGGCAAGGAAGAGUGUAGUUACGUGCUGGAGCCAAUCAAAAGUGCUAAGACUGCGAGGGCGCAAUCGUCUACUCGAAAAAUGCCCCCAAAGCCUCCGAGGGUGCAUUAUAUAUAAGAGAAUGAUUUUAGUCUUUUUAUUGUUCAUUAUAGAGAUUUAUUUUUUCACUGUUGUUGAGAAAAAGUUGACUUGUUCGUUAUUUUUUCCUUGAUCCCCCAAAAAAAGAACUGAAUAUUUGUAUUGCCUAAUACUAGUGUAGAGAUUUAUAUUACAAUGAUACCAGAUGUAUGCUUAUUUUGAAUUGAUAACAAUCAUAGACUUUUUAGAAUUUUUGGCAG